Molecule: messenger RNA, 1347 nt
Organism: Penicillium coprophilum
Lineage: Eukaryota; Fungi; Ascomycota; Eurotiomycetes; Eurotiales; Aspergillaceae
Product: ethanolamine-phosphate cytidylyltransferase
Exons: 4
Coding region: 1-1347 (448 amino acids)
Biological process (GO): phosphatidylethanolamine biosynthetic process
Cellular component (GO): cytoplasm
Molecular function (GO): ethanolamine-phosphate cytidylyltransferase activity
Source: RefSeq, a predicted model, not a curated record
AUGGACUCAACCCCCUCGAGGAGCAGGUUCCUCUGCCCGGCCAAUGGCCUGCUGAUCCUCAAGAAGAUCUACCAAUAUCGGAGGACCGAAUUUGGGUCGAUGGGUGCUUCGACUUUAGCCACCACGGUAGGUCAUGCCGGUGCUAUGCUUCAAGCCCGUCAGCUCGGAAAGGCGCUUUACGUGGGAAUACACUCCGAUCAAGCUAUCCUCGAGAACAAGGGUCCGACAGUGAUGUCACUGGAAGAACGUGUUGCAGCUGUUGAUGCGUGUCGAUGGGCAACCCAGAGUGUUCCAUAUGCCCCCUACGUGACUUACCUACCCUGGGUAUCUCACUACGGAUGCAAAUACGUUGUUCAUGGAGACGAUAUCACUUCCGACAGUGACGGAAAUGACUGCUACCGCUUCGUCAAAGCCGCUGGACGCUUCCGUGUCGUCAAACGUACUCCGGGCAUAUCGACAACCGAUCUUGUCGGGCGCAUGCUGUUGUGCACCAGGAACCAUUUUGUUAAAUCUGUAAAGGGUACUCUCGCUGGGCUGGAAGGGUAUGGAAGCCCCGAGGAGCGUAAGGCUUCUGCUACAGAUCUUUUACAGAGAAUCAAGGACUAUGCGACGGACGAGAGUGGUCUUCAGCCUGGGCCUCAGGUGUGGACAUGGACUGGAUCUGGCACCGCAAAGAUGGACCAUCUUGUCGAGGAGGCUGGCCUGUUCGAGAAGUUGGUCGAUGGAAAGGGACCCAAACCUGGGCAAAGGGUUGUUUAUGUUGAUGGAGGUUUCGACCUCUUUUCCUCCGGUCACAUUGCAUUCCUGCGCAAAGUCACAGAGCUUGAGGAGUCCGAGGGCCGGAAAGGUGGCUGGUAUGAGCCAGAUCAAGUUGCAAAGAGGUUGAAGGACCACGGAGAGGACUACGCCCCGGCCUAUAUUGUCGCCGGUAUCCAUGAUGACGAUGUGAUCAACCAUUGGAAGGGGUUGAACUACCCGAUCAUGAAUAUCUUCGAACGUGGUCUCUGUGUUCUCCAAUGCCGCUACAUCAAUGCUGUUAUAUUUUCUGCGCCAUUUACCCCAAGCGAGCCUUAUCUGAAGGCAAUUCCGUGGGGCACUCCGGAUGCUGUCUACCACGGACCCACGACCUUCAUCCCACUAACUUAUGAUCCAUACACUGCUCCCAAGAAGAUGGGAAUCUUCCGGGAAGCCGAACAGCACGCCUUCCAACACGUGAACGCUGGCGAAAUUGUUGGUCGGAUCCUGAAAAGCCGUGAAGCUUAUGAAGCUAGGCAACGUGCGAAGCUGGACAAGGCCAUUGCCGAGGAUCUGGUGAAGUCGAAAGAGGCAGCUCAACCACCUCAGUAG